ACGUCAGAGGAUCUGAACGCGUUUACGCGGGAAAUCUGGACCAGAACCAGGACCAGAACCAGAACCAGGACCAGGACCAGAACCAGAACCAGGACCAGAACCAGACCCCAGACCAGAACCAGAACAGAACAUGAAGAUCUACUUCUGCGGCUCCAUCCGCGGCGGCAGGGACGACGUGCACGUGUACCGGAGGAUCGUGCACGCGCUGCAGAAAUACGGAACCGUCCUGACGGAACACGUGGGGGACGAGAGGCUGGACCUGCAGGGAGAGUCCGGCCCGGCGGGGGUGGGGGGGGACCAGGACCAGGACCAGGACCAGGACCGGUUCAUCCACGACCGGGACGUGGACUGGCUGCAGCAGAGUGACGCGGUGGUUGCCGAGGUAACGCAGCCCUCCCUGGGCGUCGGCUACGAGCUGGGCCGCGCCGUCGCCAUGGAGACCAGAGUGCUGUGUCUGUUCAGACCCUCGCCGGGCCGCGUUCUGUCCGCCAUGAUCCGAGGAGCCGCCGGAGAAAAGUUCCUGGUGAAAAACUACAGGGAGGACGAGCUGGACCAGGUCCUGGACCAGGUCCUGGAGGACUUCCUCAGACCCCCCCCCAGCUGAGACCAGGACCAGGUCCUGGAGGACUUCCUCAGACCCCCCCCCAGCUGAGACCCGGUCCUGGACCAGGUCCUGAUCCUGAACCAGGUCCAGGUCUUGGACCACCACCGGGGACCUGUAUCUGUUUCCAUGGUGUAUCAGACCUCUAACCCUAAAUGUAAAGUCCGUUGUAAAUAAAAUGUAUUAAAAAAAUCAUAAAAAUGUAUCAUUAUUAGUGCCAUGGCUGCAGCAAGAGGCUCCUCCUCCAAAGCUCUGCAUUGGAGGAGGAGUGGCAAAGCCAGAGGCAAUCCUGUUAUUGUGUGGAUUUAUUAAACUUAUGCAUUUUCUGGACAAACUUUGGCGCGCAACUAGUCCUGCAGCUUUGAGAAAACGCGAAAAGUAAAAACUUAGAAACGUGCGCCUUAAGCGGGAAUCGUGUGCUAUGACUUUUAUUAGCAAUUGGCGUGCACGUUUUUGCGCAACGUGCAAAAACGUGCGCUUUUAGCGCCAUCCGGAAUGCAUUGGGAGAACUUUGGGGCCUCACCACUUGCACACCAUUACUCGAAAAAUUAUGAACCAAAUUAGAAAGUUGUAGGGCCUGAAUUUAACUACAGUCCUGUGGAUUUUCAGAGCGAUGGCACAAAUAGUUUUUGCAUGAAGUGCAAAAACAUUUCCAAAUUUCCAAACUAAUGGGGAGAUUUUCCCAUGUAAGUGAAUGGGGCAGAAUGUAACACUGUGGGUGGAAGGAGGUUCGAAAAAACCCCAAAUUCACCUUUUUUCUGAGUCACGUAUCUUUCUCAUACUUGCACGUAGAAAUGUCAUUCAAACUUCAAAACGGAGGAAAUCACCUUUUUGUCAAAUCUAGAGUGAAGUUCUAAUUUUUUAGAGUGAGAGAAACAUUCAAAAAAUGACCAUAAUUUUUAUUUGUAACUCGAGCUCACGGCCGAACCGUAAAAGCUGGACAAAUAAUUUCUGGUCAAAAUCUAGACAUAGGUGUUGGGAUUCAUAAAAUGUGACUUUCACAGGCGGGGUAUGCACAAAAUUCAAACGGGGGGGCUAACAGCCACGCCAAUUCCUGCCUCGGCCUCCAUUGACUGUAAUGUAAUAAAAAGUUUUCUUCAAAAAAAUCUCACUAUGUUUUCGUACUGCCGUUACUAACACAUUUUAAGGAAUAUCUGAAUAAAAUUUAGAU
This is a messenger RNA of Cololabis saira (Pacific saury), 1772 nucleotides long. RefSeq names its product 2'-deoxynucleoside 5'-phosphate N-hydrolase 1 (gene dnph1). The coding region runs from base 131 to 604 and encodes 157 amino acids. The record is from RefSeq and is a predicted model, not a curated record. The transcript has 4 exons. Gene Ontology annotation, cellular component: nucleus. Gene Ontology annotation, biological process: deoxyribonucleoside monophosphate catabolic process. Gene Ontology annotation, molecular function: 5-hydroxymethyl-dUMP N-hydrolase activity. Lineage: Eukaryota; Metazoa; Chordata; Actinopteri; Beloniformes; Belonidae.